CGGAGCAGUAGGAGCCCAGAACCGAGUCGUAGGGCUGUGAGGCCGCCCUUCAAGGCCUCUGGCGGCGCUGUCAGGCUCCUCAGGCCCGCUGGGCUUCAGGCAGCCCAGGACGCGGGGCGGCCGAGCCCGAAGCCCCUCCUCUCCCUGGCGCUGCGCCCGCCCCCUGCGCACGGCUCAGGCCUCGCUCCUCCUUCCCGGAGGGGAGCGUCCGGGAGAAGGCCAUGGGCCCCGGUAUCCCCGCGGCCGGCUUCCAGGAGUCGGUGACCUUCAAGGAUGUGGCUGUGGAAUUCACCUGGGAGGAGUGGAGGCAACUGGACCCUGCUCAGAGGACCUUGUUCAGGGAUGUGAUGCUGGAGAACUACAGGAACCUUGUCUCCCUGGGGCUUGCAGUUACCCAACCAGAUGUUAUCCUCCAGUUGGAAAGAGGAGAAGCACCAUGGAUGUGUGGGAGAGAAGUCCCAAGAAGCACCCCUCCAGAGUGCCUUAAUCUGGAGUCUAGGUGGAAAACAACAGAGACUAUUGCAAUCCAAGGCAUUUCUCUAGGGAAGUUAUCUAAGGAAAGAAUCAAGGAUGGACCAUGCAAUUCUGUGUUAAGAGAAGCUUGGGAAUGUGCUUUUAGUUUGGAACAACAGAAAGCCAACUAUGAAAACCAUUCCCAGGAAGUGACAGUCCCUCAUAGAAAAACUUCUGAUUUUUAUGCCAGUGAAUGUAAUAUAUUGGAAACAGGCUUCAAUCUGAGGUCAAUCCUGAUUCCACAGUAUCAAGAUAAUAGGGGGGAAUAUAUUAAAAAAUGUGAUACACAUGGAAUAAACUUUAAACAGUGUUCAGAAAAAUGUAAGUAUAAUGGUAUUUUUUCUGAGACACUUUGCAAAUAUAAAUACAGAAAAUCAGACAGUUGUGAUUCAGAUCUUACUCAAAAUGAUGGAAAAUAUACUGAAAAAAAAUCAUGUGAAGCUGGGAAAGUGUUGAGUAGCAAUGCAUCCCUUAUAAAUCAUCAGAUAAUUCCAGCUGCACAGAAAUCUUUUCAGUAUAAUUCAUGUGGGAAAGACUCUAGCUGCAAAUCUCUUCUUCUAUAUCAAGAACUUCAUACUGAAAAGGAACCCUUUGCAUGUAAGGAAUGGGAAAAACCCUUUAUCUGGCAUGGACAACUUAAAGAACAUAAAAGAGUUCGUACUGGAGAAAAACCCUUUGAAUGUAAUAAAUGUGGGAAAUCCUUUAGCUGGAGGGGACAUCUUACUCUACAUAAGAGAAUUCAUAUUGGAGAGAAACUUUUUGCAUGCAGUGAAUGUGGGAAAUCUUUUAAUCAGCAUGGAAAACUUAAUGAACACAAGAGAAUUCAUACUGGAGAGAAACCCUUCCCAUGCAAUGAAUGUGGGAAAUCCUUUAAUCGGCGUAAAGCACUUAUUAUCCAUAGGAGAAUUCAUACUGGAGAGAAACCCUUUGGUUGUAAUGAGUGUGGGAAAUUCUUCAAUCAGCGGGGACACCUUACUGGGCAUAAGAAAAUUCAUACUGGAGAAAAACCCUUUGAAUGUACUGAAUGUGGAAAAUUCUUUAGGCGAAGACGACAUCUUACCAGACAUAUGGUUAUUCAUACUGGAGAGAAACCCUUUGAAUGUAAUGAAUGUGGGAAAGCCUUUAAUGAAUGUGGAAAGCUUACUGAACACAAGAGAAUUCACACAGGAGAGAAGCCCUUUGAGUGUACUGAAUGUGGGAAAUCCUUUAAUUCAAGUGGACAACUUACUACGCACAGGAGAAUUCAUACUGGAGAGAAACCUUUUGUGUGUAAUGAAUGUGGGAAAUCAUUUAGGUGGUGUCGAGAUCUUAAUGAACAUAAGAGAAUUCAUACUGGAGAGAAACCCUUUCAGUGUAAUGAAUGUGGUAAGUCCUUUAAUCGUCGAAAAGCACUUAUUGUACAUAGAAGGAUUCAUACUGGGGAAAAGCCCUUUGAAUGUAGUGAAUGUGGAAAAUUCUUCAAUCAGCGUGGAAACCUUACUGAACAUAAGAGAAUUCAUACAGGAGAAAAGCCUUUUGAAUGUAAUGAAUGUGGGAAAUCAUUUAACUGGAGAGGACAGCUUACUAUACAUAAAAGAAUUCACACUGGAGAGAAACCCUUUGUAUGCAAUGAAUGUGGGAAAUCCUUUAAUCAAUGUGGGAAGCUUACUGAACACAAGAGAAUUCAUACUGGAGAGAAACCAUUCGAAUGUAAUGAAUGUGGGAAAUCUUUUAACUGGAGUGGACAACUUACAACGCAUAAGAGAGUUCAUACUGGAGAGAAACCCUUUGAAUGCAAUGAAUGUGGGAAAUCUUUUAGCAGAAGUGCAUCCCUUACUAAACAUAAGAGAAUUCAUACUGGAGAAAAACCCUUUGAAUGUACUGAGUGUGGGAAAUUCUUUAAUUGUCAUGCACACCUUACUGAACAUAAGAGAAUUCAUACUGGAGAAAAACCCUUUGAAUGUAAUGAUUGUGGGGUCUCCUUUAGGUGGAGAGGACAACUUACUAGACACAAGAGAAUUCAUACUGGAGAAAAACCCUUUGAAUGUAAUGAAUGUGGAAAAUUCUUUAAUCAGCGUGGAAACCUCACUGAACAUGAGAGAAUUCACACUGGAGAGAAACCCUUUGAAUGUAGCGAAUGUGGAAAAUCCUUUAAACAGCGUGGAAAUCUUACAGACCAUAAGAGAAUUCAUACUGGAGAGAAGCCCUUUGAAUGCAAUCAAUGUGGCAAAUCCUUUAAUCGUCGUGGAAAGCUUACUGACCACAAGAGAAUUCAUAUUGGAGAAAAACCUCUUUGAUUGUAGUGAAUGUGGGACUUCUUUUUCCUGUAGAGUAAUGCUUAGUGAAUAAGAGAAUUUGUGUUGCAGAGAAAUCUUUGAGUGUAAUGAGUGUGGAUAAUCCUUUCACAGGAGAGGAUAGCUUACAAGCAUAAGAAAAUUCAUUUAAGAAACACUUUGAAUGUAGUGGAUGUAGGAAAUCCUUUAACCAAAAUACAUAAAAUUCAUACUGAAUUAAAACCACUUGGAAUGUUAAGAAUGCAAGACUGUCCUUUAGCUGGUACCAAGAUCUUACUGAGUAUGAAAAAAUUCAUGCUAGGGAGAAAGCUUUUGUGGAGUACAGCAGCUUCAUUGGCUUGUGAAUCACCUUGAAAUGAGAACAUCUUACUGUAUUAUUAAUUUCUUUGUAAAAGACACAACCUGCAUGUCACCAAUUUUUCUUUUCUGCUAAAAUUUGUUUCUAAGGAAUCAGCUUCCCUCCACUUUUAGCUUUUUUUCCCUAGGUAUGAAAGACAUGUACUUCUUGCUCUGAGUUCCAGAAUCCCCCUUAAUUGUAUUUUUGCAGGGCUGGUUAAGUGAUAUUUCACCUUAAAUCUGUAAUUAAGGCCCAACUUGAGGUAAUUUAUCCAGCUAUAUUUCUCUUCCCUGUGUGAACUGCUCUUAGUGGAAAAAAGAAAGAAAAACUCUUCUGUCAGCCCUUUUUCAUUGGGUCCCUGCAUGGGUCCAUUUGAGACACUGGCCCGAGUCAGCCAGGCACAUUGCUGGUCGAUUUUAACAGUGGAGGCUUCUGUACCCUAAAUGAGCUGUUUGGGCUGACAGUCCGGGUCUGGUAGUGAACUGCACUUACUCCAUUUUAAGUUUCUGGAUGUCACUUGUGCUUGUGUGUGCCUGCAAUAAACCUUGCUAUGCUCCAGAACUGCCAUGGUGUAGUCACUUAUAUUGAACCUGAGGCUUGAUUUGUAUAUCCACACCCUUGGAAAACUAAUCAACAUAGGAAGGUGUUCAGUACCAACUUGCUUUAUUUGACAGCAUAAAGUUCAUGUCCAAGAGAAGUCCUUUGUAAUUUGUAUGGGGCAGUUUUCAGCCACAGCCCUUCUCUUCUGGAGCAUGAAAACAUUCACAAAAGAUCUUAGAAACCAGAACCCCAUUCCUGAGCAGUAUUCUCCAUUUUCCAGUGAUAUCAUAGUCAUCCAGCCUCCAACUGAAAACCUCCACUGAAUUGGAAACCCACUACCUAAGGAAGUUCAUAUUGCUUUUAGAUCUGGUUGUUAGGAAGAGGGAAGGAGAUAGAGUAUUGAGACUGAAGUCAAGAAAACUCAACUGAGUGCAAGUCUGGCCUCAGAUACUUAUUAGCUGUGUGA
Messenger RNA from Dromiciops gliroides (monito del monte), 4129 nucleotides. RefSeq names its product zinc finger protein 665-like. Gene Ontology annotation, biological process: regulation of DNA-templated transcription. Bases 222 to 2789 code for a protein of 855 amino acids. The record is from RefSeq and is a predicted model, not a curated record. The transcript has 4 exons. Lineage: Eukaryota; Metazoa; Chordata; Mammalia; Microbiotheria; Microbiotheriidae.